UCCGACGUCUGUGUGAGAGGAGCUGCUGCACCGUUGGGAUCAAACCUCUGGGACUUUUGUUUGCAGAAAGUUUUCACUGAAAACCCGGACACGAGCCAGCUGGAUUUUCCGAUUGUUUAAAAUAGUGUUAACAAGAUCGUGUUGAGAUGAUUCCUCACAUCAUCACAUACCUGGGGUGCCUGGUGUGUCUGUGUUCUGCUCGUCCUCAACCAGAACCGCUCCACUCAGUGAGGAUGGAGAAGAACUCGCCUGCAGCCGGCUCUCUGUCAGGCCGAGUGGUGCUGCCGUGUCACUUCGCCAUGAUGCCAGAUUCUCCCAGCAGCUUGACACACACUCCCUCACCCAGCACACACACCCCUACAUCUGGACCUCUCCUCCCUGCCGACGCUCCUCACACCCCAAAUCCUGAGGAGCAGCUGAGAAUCAAGUGGACAAAGCUGGAAGGAGAGGGAGAGACGGUGGUGCUGGUGGCCCAGGCAGGGUUAGUCAAAGUGGGGCCAGAAUACAAGAGCAGGGUGUCGGUGCCCAGUCACCCGCUGUCAGUCGGUGACGCCUCUCUGAUCAUAGUGAGACUCAGAGCCAGUGACGCAGGACUGUACCGCUGUGAGGUGAUGCAUGGAAUGGAGGACAUUCAGGACACUGUAAGCCUUAAUGUCACUGGUGCCGUGUUCCACUACAGAGCCAACACCAGCCGCUACACCCUGGAUUUUCCUGGGGCUGUGGAGGCGUGUCAUGCUGCAGGCGCCUCCAUCGCUUCACCAGAACAGCUGGAGGCUGCUUUUGAGGAUGGCUUGGACCAGUGUGAUGCGGGCUGGCUAGCCGACCAGUCAGUCAGAUAUCCAAUCACGAUGCCCCGUCCUGGCUGUGCAGGUGAUCUGAUGAGCAAGCCAGGAGUGAGAACAUACGGCAUCCGACUCCCCACAGAGAAAUAUGAUGUGUACUGCUUUGUAGACAAACUUCACGGCGAGGUCUUCUACCCUCCAUCCAUCAGCAAUAAGCUCACCUUGCAGCAGGCAAGAGAGGAGUGUGAGAAACACGAUGCCGUGUUGGCGUCGCCAGGUCAGCUGUUUGCAGCCUGGAGGGCGGGGCUGAACAGAUGCGACCACGGAUGGCUUUCUGACGGUAGCGCCCGCUACCCCAUCACCAUCCCCAAGCCUCAGUGUGGAGGGGGCCAGCUGGGCGUCCGCACACUGUACAAGUAUGAAAACCAAACUGGCUACCCAGACCCCACGGACAAGCAUGGAGCUUUCUGCUUCAAGGCCAAACUACCAGAGCCGACUACCAUAAGCCCAGCGACAACUUCAACUGUGAAAAAACCUCACGACCCAACGUACGAUCCCCACACUACAACACUGCGGCAUCUCUCAGACCCUGAACAGGCUGAAAUUCAAACAAGAAGACCAGAACCGGCUGCAUACUCUCCAACAGAGAGGCCAAACACAGCCUUACCAGAUCAACUUCAGGCCCUCCACACCUCCCCCCACACCUCAGCUUCAGUGACCCCAACUCUCAUCUUAGACAACGAUGAUGUUCAAAGUUUCGACAUCUACAAGGUAGAGUCGGUACCAGUUAGAGAAGACAUUGUGGUCCCCAUGCAGCUCCCUCCCUUACCCACCACCCGCUCCCUGACUACACAACUUGACAUCUCCCAAGGGGGGGAGGAGGUGGGCCAGGCGGGUUCGGGCCGAGGUGAGAGCGGGCAGGGAGGCAGCGGUGACAACAGCUCCAGUCGGGCGGAGGUGGGAGCAGUUGAGACCCCAUCACAGGUGUGGGCAGAAACCGUAUCGGGACCGAGUUGGCUUCUAGAGACGACCACGGGGCCAGAGCUGGGUGUGGAAACCACACUGAGACCAUCACAGCUUCCAGAGAUCACCCUACAGCAUGUUGGUCCAGAGGUGCUCACCCCAGAGGUCGUCAGCCCAAAGCCAGGCAUCCCUGUUGGUAGUGGAGAUGAUGGGCAGGAACAUCCUGCUGUCGUUUUUAAAGAGGAUGUCAGCACUGGAGCGACGACGCAUACUUUUGACCUCGACCAAUCUCUGACCAUUCCUGCUGUAGGUGGAGAGUCAUCGGCCAAACCUCCAUUCCAUCUCAUCAUCGUCAAUGUGCACAGCCAGAAUCAGUCAGUUGACCACAUCCUGGAAAUCUUAAACCAGCCUGGAAACAGCAUCACCGGCUCCAAGUCCUUGUUCCCCCAGAUCACUGACUUUUCACAUGUGACCAGCGAAGCUAUCCAGGGCAGUGGAGACAUAGACUCUCUUGAGCCCACACCCAUCAAACUGCCUCCAACUGUCAGCUUCUUCAAUGGAAAACACGAGGUGACUUUCGAGCCAGAGCAGCCAGAGGAAGCUAGAGGGGAUCAGUUUGAGACAGCUACUCCUGUUCGAGUAGAAGACAUGGAGGUGGAGGAGAAGGACGGCAGGGAAAGCGUGACUCCUUUUGACUAUAAUGUCUUAGAAAUCCAAACAGAGGAGACAAAGGCAGAGGAAACCAGUGAUGCAGUCACUCAUCCUGCACCUAUGUACCCAGAUGUAGAUACAGACUGGGACACUGACGUAUACAAGGUCCAUUAUGACUUUACAGAUUUUGAAAGAGUCAGAACUCAAGAACCAGAUGAUCAGACCACCACAACCCCAAACAUGCACCAUGUCUCAUCACUAGCAUCCACCACACCAUCAGGGCCAGUCCUCCCCGGUGUAUCCCAGCCUGUCACUGAUGCUGUCUCUGCCUGUGAGCAAACACAAGGUUCUCCAAACUGUGACACAGAUGCUGCUGCACAGGAGGGCUCUGCACAUGAUGCUUUGCCCACUCCAGCUGCAGACAGCCAGUUGGGCAUGAUGACUGAUGAGGCUGAAAUUGGGGGGACGGAGUUCCCUACUUUUAUCCCAGACCCACAAUCACGAGAAACCACCACACAAUCCCAGACUGAAGACUUUGAAGCAUCUGCCUCUGGAGAAGAUGAGGCUUCAGGACAAGACCCACCGGAGACCCCUGGACUUACCAGCACACACCCACCGAUUUAUUCUACCCUUCACACCCAGCAUACUCAACCUUCAGCAGGUACCGAAGUUUUUUAUGGUGUUGAAACAGGUACAGAAACAGGAUCAGGUGCAGGGCAGCUGUCUAGAGGCUGGGCUGUUUCUGAGGUGGCUGUUUUAAAGCAAACCACUCUCCCCACACACAUGAAGGUAACAACCUCUGAAUCUAGCACAUCAAAACCCUCCACACAUCGCUCCCUUGCUGCCACAGACGAUAAGAAUCAUCCCGCUGUUGCCGCUGAGCCUGCACCCACAACCUCUGAUGGCGAAGACACGCACCCCACCGACACUAACAGAGACCAGGCUAAACAGUCCACCACAAGUUCCUCUAAGUAUGUAAGCCAGCCAAUGCUCUCCACUACAUCACCCUUGUACACAUUCGAACAAAGCACCCACUCCGUCCCCCAGUGGGCACUGUUCCCUGACCCAGCUGCAACCCCUCUCCCAGAGGAUGAUUUGAUGGAUUACGACAGAAUGAUUGUCCCUUCUCUGGUGGAGUCGCUCCCUCAGAUACCAGAGGAGACCAUGGCCACAGAGCAACCAGAGUCCGGCACUGAUUCAACUUAUUCUGUGGAGGCCAGUUCUGUGAAUGUCAGAGACCUCCUACCUUGCUCAACUGGUGUGUGUCAGAAUGGAGGCUCCUGCUACAAGAGGGGAGCACAAAAUAUCUGCGCGUGUGCACCUGGAUACACUGGGCAGCACUGUGAAACAGAUGUUGAUGAGUGCCAGUCUAACCCGUGUAUGAACGGAGCCACCUGUCUGGAUGGAGUCAACUCCUUCACCUGUCUCUGCCUGCCCAGCUACGCAGGAGAGCUCUGUGAACAAGACACUGAGGUGUGUGGAUUUGGUUGGCAGAAGUUCCAGUCCCAUUGCUAUAAGUACUUCACACACCGUCGCACCUGGGACGCUGCUGAGAGAGAGUGUCGGCUGCAUGGUGCCCACCUGGCCAGCAUCCUGUCACAGGAGGAACAACUGUUCAUCAAUCGUCUGGGCAGUGAUUACCAGUGGAUUGGCCUGAAUGACAAGAUGUUUGAGAGGGACUUCAGGUGGACCGAUGGCCGGCCAAUGCAAUACGACCACUGGAGGCCGAACCAGCCAGACAGCUUCUUCCAGUCAGGAGAGGACUGUGUGGUGAUGAUUUGGCACGAGGAAGGACAGUGGAACGAUGUGCCCUGCAACUAUCACCUUACUUUCACCUGCAAAAAGGGAACAGUGUCAUGUGGGCAGCCCCCUGUGGUGAAAGAUACUCGAAUGUUUGGGGCCAUGAAGCCUCGAUAUGAGAUCAACUCCCUGCUCCGCUAUCACUGUAAACAGGGCUUCAUCCAAAGACAUGUCCCCACGAUACGCUGCCGUGCAAACGGCCAAUGGGACACGCCCAAAGUCACCUGCACAAGCCCUGCAACUUACCACAAGUCAUUUACUCUCCGGCACCGGAACAACAAAAACAGCGAGCAACAAAACAGCCACCGUAACCAUCACGUUCAUCACACCAAGAGUCAUCAGAAAGAUAAUCAAAACCAAGAGCAACAGCAGAGUUACAGCAUCCUGCAGAGCUUCUUGAACCCUUUUCAAAAUCGAAUCCAGCAGCUGCUGAGAGAGAAGAGGGAAGUGCAUGUCCAAACACACAGGGAAGAUCAGAUGAGACACUGAUUCGGUUUGGGGCUUUCAUAAACCAGCCUUGCUGCGGCAGCCAAUCACAGCAGUCCUGCCAUCACCGUGCAGAGUCAUCGAUAGACAGAUAGGGCUGUGUUCUGAACUGUCUAUCAAUGGCUCUGAAGAGAACAAGGGGGAUGUUUUACCAGCACAUAAUCCAAAAACACUCCAGGAUCUGAACUGUAACACAAUGAGAAUUUAGUUCAUUCAGCAAGUUAAAUCAGAUAAUAUCACAUCUGCCUAUAAUGUCACAAUGUUCUAAUCAGGAAGGUGCUGUAAUCACGUCACUGUGUGGUUAACUUAAUAGUCAGACACCACAUGGCUGGUCUGUGAAAUCAGAUUUUGUUUGUGUUUUCACGUUCUCUUGAACCGGCAGAGAAUCUGAACAUACUUUAUCAACCCAGUGACGUGUGGGAAAUCUUAGUUUAAAGGUACCAUGUGGUUUUUUUUUUUAUGAACCAACAAAGUCAUAUUUACUUUCAUUGUUUCUCAACAAAUUGCUUUGUAUGUAUCUUUGAGGUUCAUUUUUUUAACAAUGUUUAACAAAAAUUUGAAGUCUGCAUGGUUUCUAUCCAUGUUUGCGUGUGAGAAAGGACGUGAGGCCUUAAGCUAUAAACUAGAAGGGAAUGGAUCUUAAAAAUUGGUUUUGGCUACUGCUACUGCUUUAAAAUAAGAGGAAAAAGAAUUGAGAAACUCUGUAGGUUGUUGAACUUUACUGCAUUUUCCUACACAUCUUUAAAAGACACAUCAACUUCAUUGUGUUGCUGCCUUCAAAUGAGAUCAGUGUGUUCAUAAGAAGAGUCCAUUUGAACACUCCCAUCUUGUUGUCAUGACCAUGUUGUCACUUGAUUCCUGAUAUUUUCAAAAAUGUCAUAGGACAUAGAAGUUAAUUUAUCAUUUGAUGAUAAGUUAAUAUAUUCUAAUUUUAGCCAUACAGACUUACAGACAGUCAUGAACACAAUAUGCUUACAAACAGACGACUGUCCAUGCCGUAAGCACAAGCUCACAACUUGUAUUGUGGGUACUGUAGGCAUCAGGUUGUGACCAAGACGAAUAAUGCAUUUAAACUAUUGACUGCAUGUAAAGAUGGACAACAUGGUAGCUCCCCAAAAGUGUCUCAAUUGCUAAUUGGUGGCUAGCAGCAGUAUAGCUCAUAAAUCCUGCCUCCUCCAUGUUAAUGAACGGGAGACCAAAAAGUAAGAGUCAUAUACAUUUUUCCCAAAAGAUGUUUUCUCUCACUUUAGGAAGUAUUCAUCACACUGGUGUAUGUUGAAGUGUACAUUUUUCCAGUAAAUUAGUGUCGAUUAGUCAUUUGAUAAAAAACAAGUUGAAACAUCAUGAUUGAAAGCUGAGACUGAAUCAUGAUUGGUUUAGCACAUCAAUGGGUAUCAAUGGGACCUUCCAUCCCCAGAUUGCUAUGGUGCAGUCUCUGGCUCCAAAUGGCCAAGAUGGUGGCAUUUGUAUCCAGGGUACUUUAGUGGAAGAUGGUGGGGACGCCUCAUCCAUCUUUAUGUACAGUCUUUGGUGUUAACCAUCCAGCAUGAAUGGAACAAUAGGUUUCCAAAUGUAGAGCCUGUUUCAUCUGUAUUUGGACAAAAUCUACAAAAUAAAAUAGAAUUGCUGUGUUUCUUGGCAUAUUAUCACUUCACUGUGACAGAGAGACAAGAUGCUAACAAAACUCUGUAACCCUUUUCCUCUAUAGUGCUGAUGUGCCACUAUUGGUCAAAGUUCCCACAAGGUACCUUUAAUAUUGGGAAGAUUAUCAUAUACUAAAUAAGCAGUGGUGUCAGUCUCAAAACCAAAACAAAUUAUUCAUUUAAAUAUUUGUGUUUUAUUUGAAUACGAGCUAGUCCAGUAGUUUUGAGAAUAGUUAUGUUAUUGAUAGACUAUAAAAAGCAUGAAUUCAUCACUUUAAAUUAUUACCAUGAAACAUCUUAAGUUUGUCUAGUUUCGGGCUGUGCUGCUUACUCACUUCUUUACUGGUUUAUCUCCCUUGUAGUUUCUUUGAACAAAAUAUUUUAACACAGAAAAUAAUUUUUAAAGGAGAGAUUCAAAGAGCGGCACACAGAGCUAAAGUGAGGUCAGUAUAUUAUUAUGGAUGAGUGGUGUGUGCUGUGGCUAUUAAUCAUAGAAUAUAUAAUAUAGAUACUAUAUAAAGCCAUAUGAAUUUAACUUAUUGUAUACUUUAAACCUAUGAAUGGACUGUGAUAUCAAAUAACAAUCAUUGGAAGUAAUUUUGUUCUGAAGACUUCCUUUCUGUUUACUGUCAUGUUUCUUGCGGCGAGAUCUUGUCAUCAUUUACAAUAGUCAAUGCUGCCGUCAUGGAUGUUCGCUGCAAUGGUUUAGCAACCUUAGCUACUUGAGCUGUUGGUGCCUCUUAUUUUGCUGAGAGUAUUUCUUUUGAACAUGCUCUACUUAGUUAUGCUGGGCUUUGUAAGUGUUCUCAGCUACAUGUAGUUUGUUGCUUUUCACAUGUGAAAUGUGUUUUUAACCCAACUGAUGUGGGAAUGUGAAAAAGCCACAUAGAGACAACUUAAACAUUAUCCAUAAUAUUUUUUAAUUGAUCCUAAUGCAUUUUUGUUUUCUUCCUACAUUUUCCUUUUUAUAUAUUGUUUGUCCAUGUAUAUGAUUUUUUUAAAUUCUUUUUUUACUCUGUGUGGUUGAUAGGGUUUACUGUGUCUGUGGCACAAGAGCUUAUUUUUUAUGUGACUGUGUCUUUUUCCAGUCAAGUUACUGUAAAAUGUUCAUCAUCCUGGUUUCAUUGUCCUUGUCAGCUGUGUGUGCAAUAAUACCAACUCA
Paralichthys olivaceus (Japanese flounder) is the source of this 7487-nucleotide messenger RNA. It is a transcript of the gene vcanb, whose product is annotated as versican b. Gene Ontology annotation, biological process: cell adhesion; central nervous system development; positive regulation of neuroblast proliferation. Gene Ontology annotation, cellular component: perineuronal net; synapse. The record is from RefSeq and is a predicted model, not a curated record. Gene Ontology annotation, molecular function: calcium ion binding; hyaluronic acid binding. NCBI's taxonomy places the organism in Eukaryota, Metazoa, Chordata, Actinopteri, Pleuronectiformes, Paralichthyidae.